AUGGUGCCCAUCUGCCUAAUCUUCAGCCUCGCCGUCAUCAUAUCCGCUGUGCAUGCAGCCCCUAUCGAACCGAACCAACCACCGUCCAAUUGGUCGAAGGAAGCAAUCUUCGGCCUUCUCGGAUUCUUUGCUGCCAUCCUGACUAUUCUCGCUAUGGUACUCAUGGCUUCACCUUCAGCACGCAAAUGGUGUACUCGAAAUGACAGGGCGGCGCAGCAGCUGAGUUUUGCUUGUCUAUACAUGUAUGAGAAGAAGAUUGCAGAUAAUGGAAGAAGGCCCACGGCGAAAUAG
Parastagonospora nodorum SN15 is the source of this 291-nucleotide messenger RNA. RefSeq lists its product as hypothetical. NCBI's taxonomy places the organism in Eukaryota, Fungi, Ascomycota, Dothideomycetes, Pleosporales, Phaeosphaeriaceae. The record is from RefSeq and is a predicted model, not a curated record. The transcript has 2 exons. Bases 1 to 291 code for a protein of 96 amino acids.